AUUUUGUGAUUUCUUCAGAAGAUUGGCUUCCAGAUCACUGUGGACAAGACCCAAGAUGCAGUCCUCAGCAGAACCACAUGGACAGGUUCCAAGGGGUCAGGAUGUAAACGUGUCUUAUUUGGCAGCCACGCUUCAACCGUCAGCUGGCAGCAUCAACUAUUUGGAAACCCGGGAUGAGUUCCUGCAGUUGGCCGAACAUGAUUCAAAGUGAUCUUCAAGGACCAUGAAGAGGUUCUGGAAUGCCACGCCUGCCCAGUGGAGGAAGCGCUCCAUAAGUUGCCUGUGGGGUUUCAUGCAGGGACAUGCAGUACCGGAAAGCACUGCAGCAGCUGUUGGGCAAGCAGCCGUCACAGAGUAAACCACUAUUUCAUACCAAGAGAUUGUGAGCUGCAGUUCUGGCUGAGUCCUGGGCUUCUCAUGAAUAUGAAGUAAAGAAAGGGCUCUGACCCAGAAAGUGGUUCUGAGCAGGGUAAAAUGGGGUCUCGGAAAUGUGGAGGCUGCCUAAGUGGUCUGCUGAUUCCGCUUGCACUUUGGAGUAUAAUUGUGAAUAUAUUACUGUAUUUCCCAAAUGGGCAAACUUCGUAUGCAUCCAGCAAUAAACUCACCAACUACGUGUGGUAUUUUGAAGGAAUCUGUUUCUCAGGUGUCAUGAUGCUUAUGGUAGCAGUAGUUCUUCUUGUACUGGAGAAUGAUAACAAUUGCAAAUGUUGCCAGAGUGAGAACUGCAGCAAAAACUACAUGACACUGCUGUCAAUGAUUUUUUCUGCCCUUGGAAUUGCUUUCUCUGGAUACUGCCUGGUCAUAUCUGCUCUGGGCCUUGUUCAGGGUCCAUACUGCCGCACUCUCGAUGGCUGGGAGUAUGCCUUUGAAGGCACUGCUGGACGUUUCCUUACAGAUUCCAGCAUAUGGAUUCAGUGCCUGGAACCUGCACAUGUAGUGGAGUGGAACAUCAUUUUGUUUUCCAUUCUCAUAGCUCUCAGUGGGCUUCAGGUGAUCGUUUGCCUCAUCAGAGUAGGCACCCAGUUAUCCAAGAUACUGUGUGGAAACUAUUCAGUCAUCGUCCAGCCUGGACUCAUUUGAAUAAGGACAAGAAAGUUUUCCAUUAUCAAGAUACACCAUCUGUUUGUCUCAUAUGUACUAUAUAGACUUAAGGGCGAUAUUCCAGUGAUGGUGUUUUCUCCAUUUGGUGUUUAUUAUGCUACUUAUGAAAUUUACAGUCCUCACUGAAUGUGCCAACUAUGCUACCUUUCCAUUUAGAAUAUUUUUCUAAGCAAUAUGUGUCAGGAUCUUCAGAAAUUUUUAAACCCUUUGGUCAAUCAAAUCCAUUUCCAAUAAUCCAUACUAUGGAAAUAAAUAAGAAUAGAAGAUAAGACUUUAUCCAAAUAUAAGUAAUACAGUAUUAUUUAAUACUCUGGAAAGUCAAUAAUACUCAACAGUCUGACUUUAAGGGAAGAAUUAAAUAAAGAGCAGUACAUUAGUUGUAGUAUUAUACAGUCAUUACAAAGUAUGUUACACAAUCAUUAAAAAUUAUAUUUUUAAGAUGAUGAAUACUGUUAAUUUAAAAAGCAGAUUAUAAAUUCAUGUUUACAGUAUAAGUAUAACCAUCUAAAAUAAAUACCAAAUAAUCAAAUUUACAAAUCUAGAAGGAUUUUCAGAAAAAUCCAAUUGUCAUUGACUUGGCUCAUAGGUGACCUUUCCUACUUUUCUAUAUUUUCCAAAUUUUCUUUAUUAUGUUUUAUAAUUAAAACACAUUUUAAAAUUCAUGUUUUUACCAUUAAGAUUUUUGCUUUUUUCCCAACCUUUAAAGACAUAUGCUUUUUCCAUAUGUUUUCCUACCUUGAAUAUCUAUAAAUAUCAUAAAGUAAUAUUUAAUGUUCAGUAAGGAAACUAGUGAGAUAGGUAAGACAAAAGUUUUAUAUAAACUGAUAUAAUCUUACUGAGCUGUUAGCCUAAUUUUCUCACUCCUGAUGUUGCGUGUGGUGGACUACAAGAGGUAGCCUUGAAAUAAACAAUCAGUUGAGGACAUGCUCAAUGGGUUAAAGAAAGUGACCAUUGAUCAGUUGAUACCUAUAUUAUGGGCAGUUACCACUACCUCUAUUUAUAAAAAAAAAUUUAAGUAAAACAUUUAGAAACUUUCUACCUAUACUUACCAUGACCUCUUUGAGAACAGAAGCUAUGCUUUAUAUUUCUCAUCAUCCAUUGGACAUAGCAUAAAGUGGGCAUAGUAGACACUCAUUGUUGGAUAUUCAUGCCAAGCCCUUCUGCCCUUCAUGGCUGCUCUGCUGAACAACCGUCUCCAACAUAGGCCCACCAGGCCAUAACACUUCUGCCACUUCCCAAUUGCUCUCCUCUAUGAACACUGUCAAAAAUGCUCUGUCAACAGUUGCUUUGUGCCAAAGCUGGACAGUAGCCUGGAGGAAAGGGGAAAAUGCUUCUCUCUUUGGUUCCUGCUCCGCCUACAUCCUCUUUUGAGAGCAGCCGCCCUGUCCACAGUCUCUGCUGAUGUAAGUAAGCAUCUUGAAAGCAAGCCAUGUUGUAUAUCAGACGACCUCCAUGCCCUGGACCCAGGUGAAGGAACCGGGAUGGGCACCAAAGCCAUACUAACUCUGACUGAGCAAAGAGUGAAACACUAUCCAAAUGAGAUUAGUGGUCAUCCUCACUUGAGAACAUCAACUAGGAAGCCGAGAAUGAAGCAACCCAGUCAUUGUUGUCAGGAAAAUAAUUAAAGGAUGAGAAUGGAUGCCAAAAUACAAAUAGUAUCUGAUUACUCCACCAAACCCAUAAACUUGUCAUAUCCAGCACCCUCUCUUCUUAGGUCUUCCAAUGACUCCUCAGUCCUCUUGUCAACAGACUUCUAGCAGGCCAACACCACCAGUUUGUCAGGCACAUUCAGACUGUCUCAAUCUUAUUUAGAUUCAAUACAGCAUCAUACCUUGAGUGGACCAUGAGUAGAUGUCAGCUGAACGACUCCACUACAGAACUGGAAACAUUGUCUAAGAACAGGGGUGCAGCCAAAUGCAGUACAGUGUAUACAUUAUUAAAUUAAAUAUUAACACAGCCACCAAAAAUUUUGUUUUAAUUUAUUUAUUUUUUAAUGUUUUAUUUAUUUUUG
Messenger RNA from Hyaena hyaena (striped hyena), 3112 nucleotides. RefSeq names its product transmembrane 4 L six family member 18 (gene TM4SF18). The record is from RefSeq and is a predicted model, not a curated record. The transcript is spliced from 9 exons. Bases 475 to 1080 code for a protein of 201 amino acids. Gene Ontology annotation, cellular component: membrane. Lineage: Eukaryota; Metazoa; Chordata; Mammalia; Carnivora; Hyaenidae.